Messenger RNA from Lichtheimia ornata, 612 nucleotides. RefSeq lists its product as uncharacterized. Lineage: Eukaryota; Fungi; Mucoromycota; Mucoromycetes; Mucorales; Lichtheimiaceae. The record is from RefSeq and is a predicted model, not a curated record. The transcript has 5 exons. The coding region runs from base 1 to 612 and encodes 203 amino acids.
AUGCACCUGCGGGGCGGGGAUUCGAGCACUUGCAUAGGAGGCUUUCUCUUUGGUUAUGGUGCUGCCAUCACUUUACAACCACUUCAAGAGCAAUAUGGACCUGGUACAUUGUUGGAGGCGCUACGUACAUUGGCAGCUAUCUUUGGUGGUGGUCUAGGUGCUGGCAUCGUUGUCAAUGGUGAUUCCCUCCGCUGCUGGACGCUUCGAGGUCAAUUAUCCACCAUCAUGGUCACGUGGUCGCCUAUCUCAUCAAUAUCACCUUUGCAAAAGUGGACGGCGGAUGGUCUGGCUGCAUUGCCUGCUAUCUUUCAAUGCUUUGCUCUUGCAUUGCCAACGGGGAAACAUGACGAUCACAAGCCAUUGAUGCAGCGUCAGAGGGAUUCAUCGAUCAAGAAGUAUCCAGCAUACAAGAAAGUAUCAAGCAAGAGGGUGAAGGUGUAUCAAUCAGGUGAAUCGGCGGCCUUUAUAUAUCGCAUGCGUUCUACAAGCAGCUCAACAACUCUCGGGGUUCAAUACGGCGAUCUAUUAUGCAGAUGUCUGGUUUUCGUGAUCAUGGCGACUCCACCACCGUUGCUUCCACCAACAUCAUCUUUACUGCUACAAGACCAUUGA